This is a messenger RNA of Moneuplotes crassus, 1531 nucleotides long. The record is from the annotation of a GenBank genome assembly. Lineage: Eukaryota; Ciliophora; Spirotrichea; Euplotida; Euplotidae.
CUCCAAUUAAUUAACAAAUGAGCCACAAGAACAUCUCAGAAUCCGGUUUAGACGAAAAGAGAGGUCUUUUAGAGACAAACAUCGACAUUAAUGGCAGCAAGGAGAAAUCAGAGAAAGCCUCCAUUGCUAAGAAGUCAUUCGGACAUAAAGACAAUGAACUAGGGUCCAAAGUAGGAGUGUUCAGUGCAAUGCUGACUAUUGUAGGCACUAUUAUUGGAGGAGGGAUCGUAGGUAUCCCCUUCGCAACUUUGCAGACAGGGAUCUGGCUUGUGCUAGUAGUUCAUACUCUUAAUUUCAUAUGGGGAAUUUAUUCUGUACAUUUACUUUUGGAGGCGAAAGAUAUAUCAGGAUUAUCAUCUUUUUCGGAGCUUGGGUAUUAUUGAUUCGGAAGAGCUUCGAUUUUCAUUAUUAAUAGUCUUAUUGUCCUCGCUCAAGGAGGUAUGCCGAUUGUUUACUUCAUGAUAGUUGGUGACAUCGGAAAUGGACUUCUGGAACACUUUGAAUCGAUUAAAGGUAAAUUCUGGUCAAGUAGACAAUUUUCGAUACUAGUUGUAGCAGUACUUCUUUUCUAUUUUGCUGUGAAGAAGGAAAUCCAAGAACUUAAAGGUGCUGGUUUUGUCCUUCUCUGAGGAGUUGUUCUGUUCAUCAUUGCAAUGGUUGUUCUUGUCAUCAAGGAAGGUACAGACAAGUUCGAAUUUGGAGAAGUUUCAAAACCCAAAUUUAGUAUUAGCAUGUUAGCUAAUAUUCCGACUUUAUUCGUAUCGUAUGCGUUCCAAUCUGCAUUCUUCCCUGUGUUUUCUUCUUUAGAGACGAAAACCAAAGCUAACGGUAUUAAGGCUACUGCGAUGUCUUUUACAUUUUGAGCCGUUGUUUAUAUAGUAGUAUCUAUAGUAGCUUUAUUGGUGUAUGGAAACGACCUGAGUGCCAACGUUUUGGAAAAUGUGAGUCAUAUGGACGGAUGGAUUCCUAUUGUAGUUGAUAUUGUUUUCUUAAUUAUCAUAAUGAUGCAUAUUCCGAUUGUCCUCUUUGUUGGAAAAGAAGCCUUGCUAAUUAUUAUUGAUGAGAUUAUGAGGAAAUCUUAUUCAGUCAAACCUAGAGUAACAGUUGAUGAUGCUUAUAAUUUAAGGGAUAGUGUUAUGAGGCCAGAGGGUGCAGGAGACUCUGAAGGGAAAGCUUAUUUAUCAAUGAACCCAAUCUUGUUUUACAGCGUUAGCGUUAUCUUAUACUGCUUAAUAGUAACUGCAGCAUGCCUUCUCAGUGAUAUUACUUUGGUCUUCGGUAUUAUUGGCUCUAUUGCUGGUUCAUACCUCAUUUUCAUUGGACCUUCCCAAUUUUAUAUCAUCAGUGUUAGGAAUGAGAAAGCAAACGUUUCGCCGCUGCAGUAUUAUAUUGCCCAUAUCUAUCAUAUUUUCGGCCUUAUUGUCAUGAUUGCAUGCCUGUUUGCCACUAUCUACACCACAGUGAAGGACUAAAAGAAAUGAAUAGGAAAUCGUUAUCCAAAAUUACGACUAAAUUAAAAGUCACAAACAUU